CACAGCCUGGAUGUGUGUGUGUGAAGCAGUUACCUCCAUAGUGAGAGUGUCGCUAAUCACUGGAUUGUUCAACGACAAGACGUCCUCGCGAGGCAACCGCACGCGGACUCGCUCUCGAGGAGCUGGGGCUCGGCUUCUGUAUUUGCCCCUCGGGACAGGUUGAAGCGGUGCAGCCGGUCCAGAAGCGAGCAUUAUGCAUUCGGACUGCAGGCUGCUAUGGGCAGAGCGGUAAUGGUGGGCAGGGGACCGACAGGGGCCGGGGUUCUCGUCCUGUCGAUUCUCAUCAUUCUCACCGCGGAAGGCUGUCGAGCGCAGAAAGGUGAUGGCUGUGGCCCCAGUGUGCUUGGCCCCAGCAGCGGGACUCUGUCCUCUCUGGGUUACCCGGGGACGUACCCGAACAACACGGUGUGUGAGUGGGAGAUCAGCGUGCCCCGCGGCAACCGGAUCCACUUCCGCUUCGCCGAGCUGGACAUACAAGACAGCGACUGCCAGGUCAACUACCUCCGCCUCUACAACGGCAUUGGACCCGAGAGGAGUGAGAUUGUGAAGUACUGCGGUCUGGGUCUGAAGGUCAAACAGCUGAUCGAGUCCACUGGCAACCAGGUCACUGUCCAGUUCAUGAGCGGGACCCACCACAGCGGACGCGGAUUCUACCUGUCCUACUCCACCACCGAGCACACAGAUCUAAUCACCUGCCUAGACAAAGGAACUGAUUUCCCCGAGGCAGAGUUCAGUAAAUACUGUCCAGCAGGCUGUUUGACAUCCACAGAGGAAAUUUCUGGAACUAUACCUAAUGGAUACAGAGAGUCCUCGCCGCUGUGUGUGGCAGCCGUCCACGCAGGUGUGGUGUCCAACGCCGUGGGCGGGAGGAUCUCCGUGGUCAGCAGCAAAGGCAUUCCUCACUACGAGGCCACACUGGCUAACAAUGUCACUUCCACUGGAGGAACUUUGUCGAACAGUCUCUUCACCUUCAGGACCAACGGCUGCUAUGGAACGCUGGGUUUAGAGUCUGGCGGUGUGGCGGACACUCAGCUCUCUGCCUCCUCCGUGUGGGAGUGGAACAACAUCAUUGGCCAGCAGAGUGUGUGGGCGCCAUCGGGGGCGCGGCUCAAAAAGGCGGGGCCGCCCUGGUCGCCCUCUCAGAGUGACCAACAGCAGUGGCUGCAGGUGGAUCUCAAGAGGGAGAAGAGGAUCACAGGUAUCGCCACCACCGGCUCUACCCUGAGAGAGUACCAGUACUAUGUUUCAGCAUACCGGGUCCUGUACAGUAACGAUGGCCAGCAGUGGUACAUCUACAGGGAAGCAAAUUCUACACAAGACAAGGUUUUUCAAGGCAACAUCAACUACCUGCAUGAGGUGAGGAAUAACUUCAUUCCUCCAAUUGAGGCCCGCUUCGUGAGGAUAAAUCCAACCCUAUGGCACCAGAGAAUCGCGCUCAAGCUGGAGCUGCUUGGCUGCCAGAUUCCUGCAGCGAGGAGGAGGACCGAGCUGAGCACGGAGCUGAGGCCGAGGAGUCGUCUUACUCCUCCGCCCGCUGGUACAAAACGCCCGCCCCACCUCGGCCAAACCACGCACACCCCAGACAUCCGAAACACGACUAUGCCUCCUCACACCGGCAAAGAUGUGGCCCUGGCAGCGGUCCUGGUGCCUGUGUUGGUCAUGGUUCUGACCGCCCUCAUCGUGAUUGUGGUUUGUGCUUUGCACUGGAGGAAUAAGAAAAAGAACUCUGAAGGAACGUAUGAUCUUCCUCAUUGGGAUCGCACAGACUGGUGGAAAAGCAUGAAGCAGCUGCUGCCCUCCAAGAUGGUGGAGACGGAGGAUUCGGUGCGGUACAGCAGCAGCGAGGUGGGCCGGCUAACGGGGAGAGGCGCUGUACCCAGACUACAUGCAGAACCUGCAGAAUAUGCUCAGCCCCUGGUGAGCGGUGUGACAACAUUAGGCGCCCGGUCGACCUUUAAACCAGAUGAGGGGCCCGACCCAGGAUACUCAGAUCCUGACCUGUACGACGCUCCCAUCUCACCAGACGUGUACCACGCCUACGCAGAGCCCCUGCCAGCUUCGGGGUCUGAAUACGCCACACCCAUUGUGGUUGAUAUGGGUUGCCACCCAUCAGGGGGCUCCUCUUUGAACCAGGCCUCCACGGUGUGCAGUUUCAUGGGUGCCGGGCCGACCUCCCUGCUCACACGGACGGACAGUAGCCAUUCAGGGAGGUCGGCUUAUGAUACGCCCAAGAACGCCACUGGACAGGUCACACCCACUGAGGAUCUGACCUAUCAGGUACCUCAGAGUAACACUCAGAAACCAGCAGGACUGAGCUGAAGAGUCUGGAUGCACAUGGCCUUAAAUCUGCCCCUCACUGCCAACACAACCCGACGGACAAAUACGGAGCGGUUGUUAAAGGGAGGAGGUGUGAACGCGCGAGCCCCAGAGCCUGGGCUUGAGUCUUGAAUGAACACUACCUUAGCUUUAGAUUCAUCUGGAGAUGUCUGUAUUGCCUAAAUGUUUCUGCAUGGCCACAAUCUGCUUGUGUAGUGCCAUUACAGUCCAAUCACUGAAACCACAACGAUGAAUGUGUUUGUGCCAGGUGUGAGAGGCGGGGAUGGAGGGAUGGAUGGAGGCAGGAAGGAUGAAAAGGAGAAAGCUGACUACUAUUUGAUAAAGACUUUGUCCCUGUUCUGUGAUCCUUAGUAGUUCUUUCAUUCUGUGAAACUGUGAUUUCCAUUAUGUCAUUAUUAUCCUGUUAAAUACUGAACCAGGUUCAGCUGAAACGUCCCUCAUGACUCACAUCCAGGCGAUCUAAGGGUUUUCUUACUGAAUUAACUGCAUGUUGCAUUAAGUGCCCACUUCCAAGGUCAAAGAAUUCCUUCCUUCUAGAGAAACUGGUACGUUUUGUCUUACUUUAUUUAGAAGCAUGACUUGAAAUUGUGUAUAUUUCUAGUAAUUCCAUUACUGCAAACCUGUUAAAACUCUCAGAUGAUUUACUGAUAUUUAUUUUUAUUUCACAUCCUGCUGAUAAGGAGAAACUCUUAUUAAAAAUGGCCCACCACUACCCUCACUGAGUACAGAUGAAAGAAUUGGUGGUUGCACUGUUGUGGACGCCUCACUGACAGGAAGUAGUAUUUUUUUUUUUCCUUUUUUUUUGAUGAACCUUGUCAGAGAUGUUUGUUAACUUGAACAGGCCGAUCAGGAGGAUCGAUCCAGUGAACUCCCCAAAGAGAAAAUACUUUUUGUCAGACCAAAUGCUGCCUUUCUCUGUGUUCAUGCAAUGUUAAUUCACAACAGAACCAACUCUCGAGAUUGUGCCAACAGUGCAAGUCCAGCCAAAUAAACAUUAAAGCAGUCUUAAUGUAGGGGGGAAAAAACAGUUUUUAAAAUCCUGGUUAGCUGUUGUCGAGCAAAAAAGGUACAGAGAAAAGAGGGAGAUGGGUAAAUCUGUUACAGCUGAUCAUUUCUUAGAGUUUCAUGUGUGUUUGUCCUGAACCAUUUGAUUUUAUUCGUGCAUCGUGGUGAUUGUCUCGUGUUGAAAUGGGAGUUUAAUCUGUCCUAAUGCAUUCAAGUGUGACUUGUUCCUUCCUUGGACCUUUGUGCAUCGACAUCUGUAUGUGUUGUAAGCUGUGUCGACAUUUCAGUCGUGUUUUUUGUUGUUGUCGUUGGACUGGUUUGAUGCGGCUUAUAGUUGUAGUAGGACGUGUUCAGUCGUUGUCUGUAGCACCAGUAGACUGCAUUCCUCUCCACUCGUGGUACUAAUCUGACCAAACACUCUGUGACAGGAGUGCAGAUGGAGAAAAAUGGAACAAGCUGCUUUCUAACAUUACUGAACAGCAACCUCACCUGGGGAAUGGUGUUAUUCACACAGGUGUGCCACCAAUCAUGCUUUGAUUAUGCUCAGUAACCGAGGCAAUCUACGUAGUUUUGGUGCUGCCUGGUCACAGAGGGAUUGUGUUAAUGUGGCUCUCACUGAUUGUAUAUAGAGAAAUAAAGAGUUUUAAAAGAAAGUCUUUUUAUU
This is a messenger RNA of Chelmon rostratus (copperband butterflyfish), 4006 nucleotides long. It is a transcript of the gene dcbld2, whose product is annotated as discoidin, CUB and LCCL domain containing 2. Lineage: Eukaryota; Metazoa; Chordata; Actinopteri; Chaetodontiformes; Chaetodontidae. The transcript is spliced from 15 exons. The record is from RefSeq and is a predicted model, not a curated record. Bases 217 to 2319 code for a protein of 700 amino acids.